AUGUCAACAACAGAUCUUCAUUCGAACCAAUGGUAUCGGAUGUCAACAGCAGAUUCUCCAACUCAUUAUUUCUCUUACGAGGCCAUAGCCGGUAUCCCUAAGGAUGAAAAACAACAAGGCACGGAGUGGCAAGUGCUUCGGUUCAAUUCUACAGUCUGGGUGAUACGCUCUCAUCUUGGUGGAGCCGACAGCUACCUAGGUGCUUUUGUGAACAGCAACGAUACUGAAUCACUCACCAUGGUUAAAAAUGAAACGUUGGAUGACAGUGUAUAUUGGGAAAUCACGUCAUGGGGCGACGAGUUUUGGGCUCUUUCCACCUAUCCUACGCUUGGAGAGCAUGACGUCUAUAAGAGACAACAGUAUACGACGACGACGUCGAUUUCAGAGCCUAUAGAAUCGGCCGAGUUCAAAUGGUCCUUUAAAAGUGUCUCUUUCAUCAAUGACGCUGCUUUCUCUGGCAUAUAUUUACCAGAUUCUUCGAUGACAAUAUCGGAUAUCUCCGCUCUGGCUUCUGCCACCGCUGGCGUAACAUCUUUCUCUUCCGCCACCUCUUAUCCAACAUCUCCUGACAAUACCGCUCCGCCCGGAGGUUAUUAUACGUACUCUCCAGGGCUCUCUUUUACUGUCAAAGCUGCCAUUGGCGCUGGGAUCGGCAUUGCAAUACUCAUCGGACUCAUCCUUCUGGGCUUUUGUCUGCGUCGGAAACGAAAUCAAAGAAAAGCAUGUGAAAGUUCAGAACCGGAGGUACAGAACCACAAAUUCCUGCCUUCCACCAAUAAUGAUCUCAAGUACAACACCGAGACCGUUUACGAAGGACCAUAUAACAAUGUUGAGUUGGACGCCCCGGUAUACUAUGAUCAUAAACCCGCCACCGCGAACGACUACAAGAUAUCAAACAGCAAUGUCGCUCUAGCAGCACCGACAGACCUCAAACCAAAGUAUAGUACCGCGGAAAUUCACGAGUUGCCACAUGGCGAUGUCGCAUCAGAAGCGCAGUUAAACCAACGUCCGGCUGAAAUGCCCACUGUUGUUUAUCAGGCCAAGCAUGAACUUGAAUAG
This is a messenger RNA of Pyrenophora tritici-repentis Pt-1C-BFP, 1059 nucleotides long. RefSeq lists its product as uncharacterized. Lineage: Eukaryota; Fungi; Ascomycota; Dothideomycetes; Pleosporales; Pleosporaceae. The record is from RefSeq and is a predicted model, not a curated record.